Messenger RNA from Malus domestica (apple), 568 nucleotides. RefSeq names its product carboxypeptidase SOL1-like. NCBI's taxonomy places the organism in Eukaryota, Viridiplantae, Streptophyta, Magnoliopsida, Rosales, Rosaceae. The record is from RefSeq and is a predicted model, not a curated record.
UCCCAUGACGCCAUUCCAGAUUUUUCAAAUGUUUAAUUUUAGAUGGGUGUGAUAUCGUUUAACUACACUCUACUUAUACCCUUUAGAUAGGAGUACAUGGAAGGAUCUUUUCAUCAGACGCCGUUACCUGGCUUUAUUGCUAUCAAAGGAAUAAAUUCCAAGGUUCAAGCUAGCAGAGCAAUUGUGGAUUACCAUAGCUUGCUUGCCCCCGCCGGAAGAUAUAAGGUCACAGCUACUGUGCCUGGGUAUAAAUCAAAGACGACAUGUAUCUGGUUGGAAGAAGCAGGCACGACAAAUGGGGAUUUUGUUCUUGAUCCUGAAGUCAAUCCCAGAGGAAUUCAACUUCAAAGUGCCUGUGAUUGCAGCUGGGAAAGUAUGAGCAUCAUUAGCACAUAAGCAACAUCAAGGUCCAGAGCAACUGAUUUCUAUGGAUGAAAACUGUAUUGUUUGGACGUAUUUUCCAUUUUCUAUUGUAGUGCAUGUAUGUAUAUUUUGAAAUUUUGUGGACUUUUUGCAUCUUUCCUUUCAAUUUGUAUUUUAUUGUCCAGUUGAAGCUCUUUGCUUGAGC